GUCUAGUUGGUUAGGAUGAUACGUUGUGGUUCUUCUAUACAGCGAUCCGUGUUGACGGCGGUUCGAAUCCGCCUCUGGGCACGAAUUCUUUUGUUUCCUGUUUUGCUGUUCGUAGAUGAAGGAUUUCAGCCUAAUUUGAGUCUUUGUCGUGGUUUUUGUUGGGGUUGUGAAGGUUCUGAAGAUCCUGGAACGCCGUCCGAUGGAGCCGGCCUCGGACGCGGAGCCGAAUGUGGAUACUUGCGCCGGUGUCUUCGCACAGGGCAUGCUAAUUGAAGCCUUGUGAGAUAUACUCUACUCAA
Molecule: messenger RNA, 299 nt
Organism: Colletotrichum godetiae
Lineage: Eukaryota; Fungi; Ascomycota; Sordariomycetes; Glomerellales; Glomerellaceae
Exons: 1
Source: RefSeq, a predicted model, not a curated record